AUUCAUAACUGUAUACUAACGAAAAUCUUUCAAAACUGCAAUAAAAUUUAUAGCAAUGUUUUUCCAUUUAAAUAUUUAAAUUAUGCAUAGAUUAUUACCCCAAAAUAUCACACAGCAUAAUACCGACAUGUAAACAUUAUCGGAUAGCGUCGGUUCUCAUCUCAUGUGAAGAGGUACAAUCGCCGGAUUAAUAUUUUGUGGGCUUGAUUUGGAUUUAGUUAAAGAUUCCCGGUGUAUUCUAGUGCUAGUGACCUAGUGGCGUGAGGGAGCCACGAUGACUGAGGUGGACCAUAUGCCCCAGACCGGGGUCAGAUGGGAGUCCGGCCAGAUAGAGGACGACUUUGAAGGGGGAAACAACUCCGCAAAACUCUUUGAACGAUCAAGAAUCAAGGCUCUUGCUGAUGAAAGAGAAUCUGUACAAAAGAAGACCUUCCAGAAAUGGGUGAACUCUCACCUUGCACGUAUUGGUUGCCGUAUAAACGACCUUUACAUUGACCUUCGGGAUGGCAAGAUGUUGAUGAAACUGCUGGAAAUACUCUCCGGGGAAAGACUGCCACGUCCCACUAAAGGCAAGAUGCGCAUUCACUGCCUGGAGAACGUAGACAAGGCCCUCACCUUCCUGCACGAGCAGCGCGUACACCUGGAGAACAUGGGCGCUCACGACAUCGUCGACGGCAGCAACAGGCUCACACUUGGUCUCAUCUGGACCAUCAUCUUGAGAUUUCAGAUCCAAGACAUUAUCGAGCAAGCCGACAACAGUGAGACCAAGUCUGCUAAGGACGCGCUGUUACUAUGGUGUCAGAUGAAGACCGCAGGGUACCCCAAUGUGAACGUGCGCAACUUCACUACGAGCUGGCGGGAUGGGCUCGCCUUCAAUGCCCUCAUACACAAACACAGGCCUGAUCUGAUUCAAUAUGACAAGCUACAGAAGUCAAACCCCAUGUACAACCUGCAGAAUGCCUUCCACGUGGCAGAGGAGAAACUGGGCAUCACACCACUCCUGGACCCUGAAGAUGUCAAUGUCGAGUUCCCUGAUGAGAAAUCUAUCAUCACAUACGUGGUUACAUUCUACCAUUACUUCUCCAAGAUGAAGGCGGAAACUGUACAGGGCAAGAGGAUAGGAAAGGUCAUUGACAAUGCCCUUGACACAGAGAGGAACAUUGAUGACUAUGAGACCAUGACCUCUGACCUACUGGAGUGGAUCGAGCACACCAUCAUGAUCCUCAAUGACCGCCAGUUUGCCAACUCCCUGCCCGGCGUCCAGUCACAGCUGACCGCCUUCAACCUGUACAGAACCUCUGAGAAACCUCCAAAGUUUGUAGAGAAGGGCAACCUGGAGAUCAUGCUGUUCACGCUGCAGAGCAAGAUGCGAGCCAACAACCAGCGGCCCUACCUGCCCGUGGAGGGCAAGCUGAUAUCCGACAUCAACAAGGCUUGGGACAAGCUGGAGAAGGCUGAACACGAACGGGAGCUGGCUCUCAGAGAGGAGCUGAUCAGACAAGAGAAGCUGGAGCAGCUAGCAGCAAGGUUUGAUCGGAAGGCCGGCAUGCGUGAGACCUGGUUGAGUGAGAACCAGAGGCUCGUAUCCCAGGACAACUUUGGUCAUGAGCUGGCGGCCGUCGAGGCCGCAACCAAGAAACACGAGGCCAUUGAGACAGAUAUCAACGCGUACGAAGAACGUGUACAGGCCGUCGUGGCAGUGGCAGAGGAGCUUGAGACUGAACAGUACCACGACAUAGACAGGAUCAAUGCUAGGAAGGACAACGUGAUCCGCCUGUGGAACUACCUGCUGGAGCUGCUGAGGGCCCGCAGGAUGAGACUGGAGCUGUCCCUGCAGCUACAGAAGGUGUUCAAGGAGAUGGAGUACAUCCUGGACUGGAUGGAGGAAAUCAAGUCUCGGCUGAUGUCGGAGGACUACGGCAAGCACCUGAUGGGCGUGGAUGACCUGCUACAGAAGCACGGCCUCCUGGAGUCUGACAUCCACGUGCUGGGCGAGCGGGUCAAGACCGUCAACAUUCAGGCCAACAAGUUUGUGGAGGGAGACUUCUCAGAGGUUGGAGGCUACAGACCGAGUGACCCAGAGAUCAUCAAGGACCGUAUCAAUGUUCUCGAGAAUGCCUACGAGGAGUUACGUCAACUGGCAGAAGAGCGCAAGUCUCGGCUGCUGGAGUCUCGCAAACUGUGGCAGUUCUACUGGGACAUGGCCGACGAGGAAGGCUGGAUCAGAGAGAAGGAGCAGCUCAUGUCGACCCCUGACCUUGGCCAUGACCUCACCAGCGUACAUCUCCUCCUCAACAAACAAAAGAAUAUGGAAGAUGAGAUGACAGCCAGACACACCCACCUGCAGUCCGUGCUUCAAGUCGGCAACGAUCUCAUUUCGGCAGGCAAUUUCGGCGCGGAGAAAAUCCAAGAGCGCAUUGACGAGAUCAACGAGCAGUGGGAAAGCCUCAUUGACCUGGCGGCCUUCAGAAAGAAACGCCUCAAUGAAGCUGUGGACUUCUAUCAGUUCUUUGCCGACGCGGACGACAUUGACCAAUGGAUGCACGACACGUUACGCCUUGUGUCGAGUGACGACGUUGGCCGUGACGAGGCCAGCGUCCAGUCACUACUCAAGAAACACAAGGACGUAACUGAUGACCUGAAGAACUAUCAGAGUGUGAUAGAGGCGCUCCAUGAACAGGCUGCAAACCUUGGGGAACAGGACCGCGAGUCUGAGUCUGUUCAGACGACGCUGGGAAGCAUCGACCGUCGCUACCAGGAGCUCCUGGAGCUCGCCAAACUGCGCAAGCAGCGGCUCCUCGACGCUCUGUCACUCUACAAGCUCUUCAACGAGGCUGACAGUGUCGUCACGUGGAUUGAUGAGAAGGAGAAGCUUCUCACCACUAUGACCAUCACGGACGACAUUGAAGAGCUGGCAAUCAUGCGCCACCGUUUCGAGGGUUUCGAGCAUGAGAUGAAUGCUAACGCAUCCAAGGUGGGCGUGGUCAAUCAGUUGGCACGGCAACUGUUGCAGGUGGAGCACCCCAAUGCUACUGAUGUCGUACAGAGACAGAACGACCUCAAUACUAGCUGGAACAACCUGCGAGAACUGGUGGAGGCAAAGAGAGAUGAGAUAGAAGGGGCACACGGUCUUCAGAACUUCCACAUUGAGUGCAAUGAAACCAUUAGCUGGAUUCAUGAGAAGGCCAAGAUCAUUGAGUCCACAGAGGAGCUGGGUAAUGACCUCACUGGAGUGAUGACCCUGCAGCGCAGGCUCAGUGGCAUGGAGAGGGAUCUGGCUGCCAUACAGGCCAAGCUAGAGUCUCUGCAGGCCGAGGCUGAACGUUUGGAGGAGGAGAAACCAGAUGAGGCGGAGGCCAUACGAGACAAGAUAGCAGAGAUCAACAAUGUCUGGGUGAACCUCAAAGACAUGCUGAAGGAACGCGACGAGAAGCUAGGGGAGGCCGGAGAGACUCAGCGUUUCCUGGGCAACCUUGACCACUUCCAGCAGUGGCUGUCGCGGACGCAGACCACUGUGGCCUCCGAAGACUCGCCCAACAGUCUCGCGGACGCAGAGAAGCUACUAAACCAGCAUCAGCAGCUCAAGGAUGAGAUUGACGCGUACGCGCCGGAAUACGCCAAGAUGAAGGAGUUUGGAGACCAUGUGACUGAGGGUCAGACCGACCCCCAGUACAUGUUCCUGGCCCAGCGGUUAAGUGCCCUGGAUGAUGGAUGGAAGGAGCUGCUCCAGAUGUGGGACAGCAGGCAGCAGGGGCUGUCACAGGAUCUCAACCUGCAGAUGUUCCUGCGAGAUGCCAAGCAGGCCGAGGUGCUGUUGAACCAACAGGAGAACUUCUUGUCCAAGGAAGACGUACCGACUUCACUUGGAUUGAUAGAUACCAAGAACACACUGGAGGCCGCAGAAGACCUGAUCAAGCGACACGAGGCGUUCAUCACGACCAUGGACGCCAACGAUGAGAAGAUCAACGCGGUGCUCACCUUCGCCAACAGACUCAUGGAGGACGGACACUACGCUGCAGACAAGAUACACAAGAAGGCUGAAAACAUCAAUGAGAGACGCAACACGAACCGUCAGCGUGCAGACGAGCAGCUGGAUCGACUGAGGGACCAACUGUUACUGCAGCAGUUCCUACAGGAGUGUGAUGAGUUGCGAGACUGGCUGCAUGACAAGAUGGCGGACGCAGAGGAUGAGACGUACCGAGAUGCUAAGAAUCUGCACAGCAAGUACCUGCGUCAUCAGGCCUUUGAGCGUGAGAUUGCAGCCAACAAGGACAGGCUGAUGAGGCUACAGAAGGCUGGUGAAGAGUUGAUGGCGGAGAAGCCAGAGACUCGAGAGCAGCUGGAGCCCAUCCUGGCCAACCUGUCCACCCAGUGGGACCAGCUCGAGACCACCACCACAGAGAAGGCAGACAAACUGUUUGAGAACAAGCGGGCCGUGCUGUAUGAACAGAGCUGUGACGAUAUUGAUGGCUGGGUCACCCAGCUGGAGUCCCAGAUCAUACAGGCAGAGUCGGCCAAGGACCUGACCACUGUCAACCUGCUCAUGCAGAAUCAGAACCUGCUGGAGAACCAGAUGAAGAUCAAGGAGCAGCAGGUGAAGGAGCUGGACGAUCAGAUCAUCCACGUGAAGAAGAUCGAGCCAGAGAAAGAGAACAUCAUCGAGGCGAGAAAAGCUGCAGUUGCUGAGAGGUUUGCCAAGAUCCAGGAGCCACUGACAAAGCGCCGUGAGCAGCUGGAGAAGGUCAAGUUCAUCCACCAGUUUGUGAGAGAUGUGGAGGACGAGAAACUGUGGAUCGAGGAGAAGAUGCCCCAGGCCACGUCGGAAAACUUCGGCAACUCACUCCUCUCUGUGCAGCUACUGGAGAAGAAGAACCAGUCCCUGCAAACGGAGAUAGACAACCACGAGCCCCGCAUCCACAGCCUGCUGGAGACCGGCCAGGGGCUGGUCAGCGAGGGCCACCCCCAGUCAGAGGAGUUCAUUGCCCUCAUGGAUGACCUUGACCGGCGCUGGCACGACCUCAAACAGGCCCUCGAGGACAGGAAGGAGAGGCUGCAGCUGUCUGACACCGCGCAGCAGUACUACUACGACGCCAGUGAGGCGGAGGCCUGGAUGAGUGAGCAGGAGCUGUAUAUGAUGGGAGAGGAGCGAGCCAAGGAUGAGAUAGGGGCCCAGAACAUGAUGAAGAAACACACGGCCCUGGAGAACGUCGUAGAGGACUACGCCGGGGUCGUAAGGCAGCUGGGAGAGCGCAGUAGGGCCCUCAUCAACCAGGAACACCCGGAGAGUGACCAGAUAGCAGUGCGCCAGUCGCAGGUAGACAAGCUGUAUGCAGGCCUCAAGGACCUGGCGCAGGAGCGGCGCAGCAAGCUGGAGGAGGUGCUCAAACUGUACAUGCUGUCCCACGAGAUAGAGGACCUCAUGCAGUGGAUAGCCGAGAGAGAGGUGGUCGCCUGCAGCCAUGAACUGGGACAGGAUUUCGAACAUGUCACUUUACUGAAGGAAAGGUUCCAGGAGUUUGCACUCGAGACUGAAUCCAUCGGCACCGAGCGUGUGGCGGCUGCCAACCACACUUGUGACAACCUGAUCGCCCUGCACCACUCGGACUCUGCGACCAUCGCGGAGUGGAAGGACCUGUUGAACGAGCGCUGGGAGGACCUGCUGGAGCUGAUAGACACGAGGCACCAGGAGCUGCAGGCCUCCUGGGAGAGACACAAGUUCUUCAGUGACUGCAAGGAGACUCUCGAGAUCAUUGUUGAGAAGCAGAACUCGAUUCCAGAUGAGCUGGGCCGGGACGCACAGAGUACGGCAGCCAUGCAGAGGAAACACAACAACUUUGAGUCGGACCUCGUCACUUUGGAGGCACAGGUUCGAGCCAUCCAGGAAGAGUCGAGUCGGCUGCAGGUUGGGUACGCAGGCCACAAGCAGGAGGAGCUUCGCCGCCAGGAACAGGAAGUGCUUGAUGCAUGGCGCAGGCUUCUCUCCAUGGUGGAGUCACGCAGGCUGAAGUUAGCCAAUGCCAGCGACCUGUACCGCUUCUUCAACAUGGUGCGAGACUUGUUGCUGUGGAUGGAUGACAUUGUGAGGCAGAUGAACACCCAGGAGAAACCAAGGGAUGUGUCUGGAGUGGAGCUGCUGAUGAACAACCACCAGAGUGUGAAGGCCGAGGUGGAUGCCAGGGAGGAGAACUUCACCAUCUGUGUCAACCUGGGCAAGGACCUGCUCGACAGAAAACACUACCGAUCUGACGAGGUGAGAGAGAGGUUGAUAGAGCUGACCAAGAAGCGGCAGGGCAUGGUUGACCAGUGGGAGUCUCGCUGGGAGUACCUGCAGCUCAUACUCGAGGUGUACCAGUUUGCGCGCGACGCUGCGGUGGCGGAGGCCUGGCUGAUGGCCCAGGAGCCGUACCUGAUGAACACCGAGCUGGGAGACACACUCGACGCGGUGGAGAACCUCCUCAAGAAACACGAGGCUUUUGAGAAGUCUGCCGCCACCCAGGAGGAGAGGUUUGCAGCCCUCGAGAAACUGACAACUUUUGAGAUAAAGGAGAGACGGAAGGCUGAACAUGAGACAAAGGAAGACAUGCUGAGGGCCAAGGAGGAGAAACUGAGGAGACUGAUCGCUGAGUUCUUGCCACCAGAGAAACCCCCGACCCCAGAGCCUGAGCCCGAGCCCAUAAUAGAGGAGAAGCCCGCAGUACAGGAGGAGGCCACUGUGGCAGAGGCAGCACAGCGGGAGCUGGAGUCGCCCGUACAUGCUGGUCCUACAGCUAACAUAGUUAAACCUCAAGAACAAACUAAACAUGUAGAGCCUGAGGCGGUGACCCCUAAAACUCCACAGUCCGGGUCAGACGACAGGAAAUCCCCGAGAUCAGGGGGUCGUAAGUCGACGCCAAGAGCAAAAGAGGAGCCACAUCAGAUGGCAGGGGGUGAUGCGUCAACACCUCGUAAGUCUGCCAGCGCGGCCGCCACAGUCCACGAGGAGGGCAACCUGAGCCGUAAACAUGAGAUGGACUCGGUCACCAAGCGGGCUACCAACAGGUCAUGGGACAAGGUGUAUGUUGUUGUACAUGGGCCCUCUCUCUCCUGCUACAAGGACCAAAAACAUGCAAAACAGGAUCCAAGCACGCUGAUCCACCACGAGUCCCCCAUGGAGCUGGCCGGGGCAGAGGUUGAGCAGGCCACUGACUACAUCAAACGACCACAUGUGUUCAGACUGAGGCUGCCGACGGGAGCAGAGUUCCUCUUCAUGGCCAAGGAUAACGGUGAGAUGGAAAAAUGGAUCAACACGAUCAACAACACAUCCCGGUCCGGGCCCUCCCCUUCCCGCUCCCAGACCCUGCCUGCCCGCACGGAGGAACACAAGGACCCGAAGAAGAAGGGAUUCUUAACUUUUAAGAAGAAAUGAGACUCAAACAAAUAGAUAGGAACUUUUUUAUAUAUUAAAGUGUCAUAAUAAAUUUUCCAUCUCUCAUUGAAAACGAACUAUACACAGAAUUCAGAUUCGUUUACCGGAGCCAUAGUUUGGGUCCCACAUUUAACCUUCAUCUAUGUAUUAUUGUGUAUUUAUACAGCACACGUGUUUAUAAAUAUAUAUCCGAGCACGAUUCAAGGGCAUAAGAGGUGUUUUAGUUGAAGAGUUCUUACCAAUAGAUAUAUUGCUUCCAGCAUUUCGUUAUUUUUUUCGAUAAAUGUACAAACUGUACCAUUUGUGAACAAGUAUAUAUGCGAAGCAUGUAUCAUAUUUUUGUCCGUUUUUUUGUAUUCGGUAUCUGUAACCAAUGCACAUUCGAUGGAACUAUUGAUCUGCUAUGGCAUGUGUGAUGCUUAAAAAUACACAGGCAGCUUUCUGUUUGGAUAUGGGUUUAGAACUUGUUGUAAAGAAACUAGUUUUUUUUUAUUUGUUUGCUUAAAAGCUUUGUACAUAGGAUCUAACUAGUCGAAACUUUAGCUGGAUGUGUUGUUUUUUUCGUCUUUUAAACCAUAUUGUCCAGAUUUUAUGACCAUGCUAUUCAUAAAUAUUUUCUCGUUAUUUAUGUUUUAUUGUUAAGUGACACGGAGUUGUGUUAAUUGUUGUCUUUUUAAUGUUAUACACAAUUUUUGUUCAACUUUCUAAAAUACUUUAAAUGUUUUUAUCUGGCACACGUGUAAACCAAAUUUUUAAUAUGCAGAUAUCGGUAAUGUUUAAGGGCUUUUUGUCUGUUAGUGUGACGGUUGCAUGGUGAACAUGUCCAUAUUGUAAAUCGGUUUUAUAUCUUUGUUGAUAUGUGUAAUCAUUGUAUCUCAUCUCGUGAUAAUAUCGCAUAGAAUAGAUGUCUUGUAGUAGGCACCAUACGUUCAUACAGUAGAGAAGUAUAAGAUACUUAAUUAUGCUAAUAAUAAGAAGUAUUAUUGUAAUACUAUCGUUUAUUUAUACAGCAGAAUAAGUGAAUACUGCCUUACAUUACCACAUUACUAGCUUGCUAUCGCUAUAUUUUGUACUGUGUUUAUCACGCACAUAUUUGCUAUAGACAGUUUUACUAUAAGUAAAUAUUCCAGCUUAAAAGAUUCCCUGUCCUUUUCUGGAAAAAUCUUGUUGAUACAAUUUGAUAAUAUUGAUGGUUAUAUGAAUGUAAAACAACCAUUUCAGAAUCAGUACCUGUACACCUGUUGUAUGAACACUUUGUACAAAUUGUAGACGUAUGUUUUUAUUACUGGCUGUGCAAUUUUCAUCUCACCCUUAGUUGGCUUGAUUGGUAAACCUUUCCUAGACACGUAUACUUAUACAGGCUCUAUGACAAUAAAAUGAAUCAUCAUUA
Molecule: messenger RNA, 8795 nt
Organism: Dreissena polymorpha
Lineage: Eukaryota; Metazoa; Mollusca; Bivalvia; Myida; Dreissenidae
Product: spectrin beta chain-like
Exons: 45
Coding region: 275-7405 (2376 amino acids)
Biological process (GO): actin cytoskeleton organization
Cellular component (GO): spectrin; cell junction; cortical actin cytoskeleton
Molecular function (GO): actin filament binding; phospholipid binding; structural constituent of cytoskeleton
Source: RefSeq, a predicted model, not a curated record